CGCGCAUGGGCGCUAGCCUGCCAAACACGUGAAACAGACCGACGAGGCAGAAGUCAUGUCUAAAUCUAAACAGAAACGGGCCAAACGACUCGGUUUUCUCGGAAAGUUUAAAAAUAAAGAUGGAGGAAAGRCUGAUACUUCAGGGAAAACAAAUGCAAAACAAACAGCUAAGGACUCCAGAAAACCAGAGGAUGUCAGGAAGCAGAGGCUUCAAGACCUCCAGGAAAAGCAGAAGCGGUCUAGAGAGCGUGAGAUGAUGAAGAGGAGAAAUCUGGAUGUGUUUCAGAAUGACAUCCUUCGGCGCCAAAGAGAGUUUGAGCAGAAGGAAACAGACAUGCAGAGUUUGGAGAAACAUGUUAACUUUGAAAAUGAGAAUUCAAGAAAAGCAUACUACAGAGAGUUUAAAAAGGUGGUGGAGGCCUCGGAUGUCAUUUUGGAGGUCUUGGAUGCACGAGACCCUCUGGGCUGCAGAUGUCCUCAGGUGGAACAGGCCGUCAUUCAGAGUGGAACCAACAAAAAGAUAGUUUUAGUCCUCAAUAAGAUCGAUUUGGUAUCAAAGGAAAUCGUAGAGAAGUGGAUUAAGUAUCUUCGUAACGAGUUUCCUACUGUGGCAUUCAAAGCAUCGACUCAACAACAAAAUAAAAACUUGAAACGCAGCAACGUUUCUGUGACACAAGCCACCGCAGAGCUCCUCAGCAGCAGUGCAUGCGUCGGAGCUGACUGCUUGAUGAAAUUACUUGGCAACUAUUGUCGCAACAUUGACAUAAAGACGGCCAUCACUGUGGGUGUUGUAGGUUUUCCUAAUGUAGGAAAGAGUAGUUUGAUCAACAGUUUGAAACGAGCGCGAGCAUGUAAUGUUGGAGCCACUCCUGGGGUCACAAAGUGUCUUCAAGAAGUACAUUUGGACAAACACAUAAAGCUCCUGGAUUGUCCUGGUAUUGUCAUGGCAACAUCAACCACAGACGCGGCCAUGAUUCUUCGUAACUGCGUGAAAAUCGAGCAACUCGUGGAUCCUCUUCCACCUGUUGAAGCCAUCCUCCGACGCUGCAACAAAGCACAGAUCAUGAGUCACUACGGAGUGCCAGACUUUCAGACGGCUCAGGACUUCCUGGCUCUUCUUGCCCGACGACUGGGCAAGCUGAGGAAGGGCGGUCUGCCUGACACUGACAAAGCUGCUAAGAGUGUACUGAUGGACUGGACAGGAGGAAGGAUCAGCUACUUCACACACCCUCCAGAAACCCACACUCUGCCCACACACAUCAGCGCUCAGAUCGUUUCAGAGAUGGGCAAAGCCUUUGACUGGGAUGAGCUGGAAAAGGGAAAUCAGGACGUUCUUGCAGAGUCAUCUUGUCUGGAUGUCCCCAUGGGUUUCUGCAUGGAAACCACUGGGAUGACGCAGGGAAGUCAAGUUGAUCCAAAUAAUGAGCUGGAAAUGGAAGGAGGCUCAGUGGAAGGGWCCACAUUUAAAGAUGAAUGUGAAACUAUGGAGGACGAUCAUGAUUCAGAGUUUGGACCAAUGACGGUGGAGAUAAAAGCCCAGAAGAAGACUGAUUUGACUGUAAAGGAGGUGGCUCCAAAAGCUCCGGAUUUGAAGAGUAUUGUAGGUGUAGAUCCACUGCAGCAGGGCCAGGCGCUCCUGGCUGCCAACAAGAAAAGGAAAAAGCUACAGAAAAGAGCAGACAAAAUUGCCACCAAACUCUCAGACACACUGACUUCUGCAAUGGACUUCUAAUUUUUAGAAGACUGAUCAAAAUUAUAUUUAAAUAAAGUUUCUGGAAAUGGUUA
Austrofundulus limnaeus is the source of this 1785-nucleotide messenger RNA. RefSeq names its product G protein nucleolar 3 like (gene gnl3l). The transcript is spliced from 15 exons. Gene Ontology annotation, molecular function: GTP binding. Bases 56 to 1732 code for a protein of 558 amino acids. Lineage: Eukaryota; Metazoa; Chordata; Actinopteri; Cyprinodontiformes; Rivulidae. The record is from RefSeq and is a predicted model, not a curated record. Gene Ontology annotation, cellular component: nucleolus.